Messenger RNA from Botrytis byssoidea, 1440 nucleotides. RefSeq lists its product as uncharacterized. The record is from RefSeq and is a predicted model, not a curated record. Lineage: Eukaryota; Fungi; Ascomycota; Leotiomycetes; Helotiales; Sclerotiniaceae. Gene Ontology annotation, molecular function: protein binding. Bases 1 to 1440 code for a protein of 479 amino acids. The transcript has a single exon.
AUGUCGACUUCACAAUCGAAAUCACAGCUCGAAGCCCUCCCCACAGAACUCAAAGUACAAAUCCUUCAAUCUCUCCCAAGUAUUACCUCUCUUAAUGCCCUGGCCAACUCAUCACCACAAUUCUACAACAUUUAUCAUAGCGAGGAAUAUGCACGCAUUUUCCAAAAAGUACUAGAGAACGAAGUCGGAAGAGAAGUUCUAGAAGACGCGUGGUUCAUGAUUAGAGCUGCACGACACCUACAUCUGCGAGCUGGGAAUAUGCUUGAAGACCUGGAUGACGUAUCGCAAGAGCGAUUGUUAGAACUGUUAACAAGUGGAGGAAAUCUGGAUAACAGUGAGCAGGGUAUUACACUGGAUGAUAUGAUUUGGUUUUCAAAGAAGCUGCCCGCACUCCAAGAAGUGACGAUGGCAUUUUUUGAGAAUACGAUAGGACAUCAUCCAAUUACUGGGAAACCGAUCCCCUCGUCAGACCCCUCAGCAAAACCUCCUUCCAAGAGCGAACUGUGUCGCAUUCAACGCGCCAUCCUCCGAAUAGAGGCUUUUACCUAUAUGUUUUCACUUGAAGACUCCGAUUCUUGGGCACACACAUACGCUGAAGAUCCACGUGGUCCAUUCUCAGAGCAAGGAUUAAAUCGUAUCCACCGACACGACUGGAGACGACGCCGACGUCUGUGUGACCUAUCCGAGGAGCACCAAACCAUAUUCCUGAGUCGAUAUGAGGAAUGGGAAAUAGAAGAAAUGCUUUGUGUACGAGAUUGGUAUCGCAGGGAAUUUGGCGCUCUGUAUGAGGAAUGCGCGGAAGAGUGGGAAACUGUGUGGAUUUAUCAAGAAUGGCUAGAUGGAGACCCAAGUCGCACCCUCGAAGAAGCCGCAGAUAGUGAUUGGCUCAGGGAAGUUGAUUGGAAUGAUUGGGAAAAUGUGAGCGAAUUGUGUAUGAGCAAGGGAUUUGAGUUGUUGGCGGAAGUAAAACGCAAAGAAACUGGAAAGGAGAAAGUGAACUUGAUAUAUAGUGCCAUAGACAGUGAUGCGAUCCAUUUCAUCGACGUGGGCUGUUUCCUGUCCAUGACAUUGGAAGAAUGGCACUUCUCAAGGGCCGAGGAUGAAACGAGAGAAGACGUCUCCAUGCAAACUUUGCAGGAGUGUUUGAAAGGACAAUCUGCAUGGGAAGAGUCGGGAAGUAAUGCAGCAUGGUGCUGGGUGCGUAGACAAUGGGAAAGAGAAGUUGCGAAGUGGGACAAAACAGGAGAUUAUCUGAGAAGCUGGGGAUACGUAAUGUGGGAUGCUUGGAGGCUAGAUGCGCUGGGUAUUUUUGGACAGGACGUGGAUAAAAUUGGGAGGCAUGGACCAAAGGAAUUUGGUGGACGUCUAUUGUCGGAGCCUAGGGCUUCCCGUAGUGAACUGCGGUUGUCGGACAGCGAGACAGAUGAAGAUAAUGAGUAG